Molecule: messenger RNA, 1912 nt
Organism: Callithrix jacchus (white-tufted-ear marmoset)
Lineage: Eukaryota; Metazoa; Chordata; Mammalia; Primates; Cebidae
Gene: ACADL
Product: acyl-CoA dehydrogenase long chain
Biological process (GO): fatty acid beta-oxidation using acyl-CoA dehydrogenase; long-chain fatty acid catabolic process; carnitine metabolic process, CoA-linked
Cellular component (GO): cytoplasm; mitochondrion
Molecular function (GO): flavin adenine dinucleotide binding; long-chain fatty acyl-CoA dehydrogenase activity
Source: RefSeq, a predicted model, not a curated record
AUGGAGAAUUCAUUAUUUAAUAAGGGUGAAGGAACUGGUAAAUUAGCGAAAGACAGCAUUGGUGUAAGAGGGGAAGAACGUCUAGAAACUUCUUCUGCUAAAAAGUUAACAGAUAUAGGAAUUAGAAGAAUCUUUUCUUCAGGACAUGACAUUUUCCGGGAAAGUGUAAGGAAGUUUUUUCAAGAAGAAGUGAUUCCUUAUCACUCGGAAUGGGAGAAAGGUGGAGAAGUAAGUAGGGAGGUUUGGGGAAAAACUGGAAAACAAGGGCUGCUUGGUGUCAAGAUUGCAGAGCAUCAUGGUGGGAUUGGAGGGGAUUUGUCCGAAGCUGUUGUCUGGGAGGAGCAAGCUUAUUCAGAUUGUUCAGGCCCAGGUUUUGGUGUUCAUUCAGCAAUUGCCAUGCCCUAUAUUGCAAACUAUGGCUCAGAAGAACAGAUUAAGCACUUUAUUCCUCAGAUGACUGCAAGCAAAUGUAUUGGUGCAGUAGCAAUGACAGAGCCUGGAGCUGGAAGUGACUUACAAGGAGUAAAAACAAAUGCUAAAAAGGAAGGAAGUGACUGGAUUCUCAAUGGAAGCAAGGUGUUCAUCAGUAAUGGGUGGUUAAGCGACCUUGUGAUUGUAGUUGUGAUCACAAAUCGUGAGGCUCACUCCCCUGCCCAUGGUAUUAGCCUUUUUCUGGUGGAAAAUGGAAGGAAAGGAUUUAUUAAGGGACAAAAGCUACAUAAAAUGGGAUUAAAAGCCCAGGAUACUGCAGAACUAUUCUUUGAAGAUGUAUGGUUGCCAGCUAGUGCCCUACUUGGAGAAGAGAAUAAAGGCUUCUAUUAUCUCAUGAAAGCCUCCACAGCCUUAAGAAAACCUGGCAAGAAAUGUAAUUGAUGAAGAAGAGCUUAUGUGGAUGCCUGAGUUCAGCCAAUCUAUGGUGGUGCAAAUGAAAUAAUGAAGGAGCUGAUUGCAAGAGAUAUUGUCUGUGACAAGUAGACAUCUGCCCACAUCUUGGAAUCCUAUUACAGCUAAUCUGAUUUUAAAUCUACUCAAGAUAAAAUGUAACUCGGAAAGCAAAGAAACACUGAACAUGUUUUUAUAUGCUCUCUCUAUAGAGAAGGAAAUAAAAUAUAAAUAUAAGAUUAACACAGUAGAAGAAGAAAUCUUUGAAACCAAAAUUCUCAUUUUCCAAUAUAAGGUUUAACUUACAUUUUUUUUAAUAUAACCAAAGGUAAAAGAUUUUCAGUUUAUCUCCAAAAUUCUAAAAAGCAUAAAUUGUUCAAAUCUUCAAACCAAGGCAGAAAUAAUUUUAUGUCAUUAUAGUAUAAAAUCAUUAUUAAGACAGCACAUUAACUUUUAAAGGGAAAAAUAUAGCUUAGAAUGUAAACUCAUUUCAGCUACCUUUUGCUUCAAAUUCCCCAAAACAGUGGGGUUUUUAAAAUCGCUGUACUGCAACCUCCUAUUUUUAAGCAAUGGAACUCUUUCUUCAAACAAAAGCUUAUGCAGAACAUCUCCGUGAAACACUGUUGAGUGAGAAUUGGUUUGACUGAAGCAGGAAGCCAUCAUGCCUUACUACCCUGAAACCCCUAGGACUCAGCUAAGCAUUUGCCUAAUCCUGACCAGGGAAUGCCUUGGUUCUGUCAAUUGCUGACAACCGAGAACACAGAAUAGUCCAUCAUUUUUUAAUUUCAAGAUAUUGGUACAUUUUAUAGGUAUCAAAGCAGUGGCUUUUAUUUUGUAACAGUGUAUUUAUUAACGAUUAUUUUAUGUCUUCUAUAAACCAGGCUGUUAAUGCAAUGAUGACAAACAAAACUGGCAAGAUAACUAAAAAAUAAGUGAAUAAACAAAUAAGCAGUAAUAAAUAAAGAAGUAAAUAAGUAAAAGAGAUCAUUUCAAGCAUAAGUGCAAUUUAAAUAAUAAAGCACUUAAAAUU